Molecule: messenger RNA, 167 nt
Organism: Funneliformis geosporum
Lineage: Eukaryota; Fungi; Glomeromycota; Glomeromycetes; Glomerales; Glomeraceae
Source: the annotation of a GenBank genome assembly
AUGGCUUUGACUGUUCCCACUGUAGCUCCAUUCGAAUGGACAGUUGACGCUGCAAGAGAAUUAAUUCGACUUCAACAUGAUAAUCAUGACAAUUUUGAGUUCAUUUCUAACAAUCGUCAUAAAAGGAUACGGAGAACCAUAUCCAACCAAUUGUUUCUUAAUAGAGG